Messenger RNA from Aspergillus niger, 1047 nucleotides. RefSeq lists its product as hypothetical. The transcript has 2 exons. The record is from RefSeq and is a predicted model, not a curated record. Lineage: Eukaryota; Fungi; Ascomycota; Eurotiomycetes; Eurotiales; Aspergillaceae. Bases 1 to 1047 code for a protein of 348 amino acids.
AUGGCGUUUGGCGCUGCAACUGUCCAGAGCGUCCCCCAGCCGCGAAAUUCCAAACCAAGAACCACGCUAACCACUGAACCCUGCACCCCGCCCCUCACAGUCUACGUCUGCCAAAAGCCCCAAGAGAAACGCUGUCGCUUCUUCCUCUGGGCCAGCGACGCCGAAGUCCGCGAAAAGCACGCCGUCUUGACCAACUCUCGCACAGAGCCAGCGGCGGAUUCCUUCUCUUCUGCUACCAGUUCUGCCACUAUUGCCACCCCCACCCCCGAGACACCCACCAAGAAACCACGCCUAUUCGAGACGGGCCUUCUAACCCCGCAGACUGAUCGUACGGUAAGAUUUGGAGAUACAGGCUUGGACAAUAGUGGGGCACGGGGGAAGGGAGGACAGUUGAGUGCGACCAUGCCUCCGCGAAGCGCCAAGGCCCGCAUGAUGGCUGAAGACCUUGAUGAGUUCGAAUGGGAUAUCUCGGAUGAUACGGCGGUGGGGAAUCUGCUUGGUUCUCAAGAACAGAGGCAGCAACAGGCUGCUUCUGCGACUGCUACUGCGCCAAUGCGACAGCCGGAUUUCGGUCCUCCCAAGACGCCAUCCCGGGACGCAGUUGGAGCUUCUGCGCCGGAGAAGAGAAAGCUCGAUGAUAUAUCGGAUGUGGGUGCGCAGGAUGGUUCGAAGACAGAGGCUUUUACGCCAACUUCGUUGGCUCGAUCAUUUACGGAUCGGGCGGUGUCUUUUUCUUCUACUGUGCCGUCGUCGUCGUUGGAGUUUUCGAAGACGCCUACGCCGGUGAGGUUUGUUGGGGCUAGUCCUGCUACGGGUGGAGAGAAGCCUUCGUCUGAUCUGGCAGCGCAGGCUGUUGAGAUUCUGGAUAAGAAUAGGGUGGUGAUGCCGGAGAAAGCGAAGGGUGAGUUGAUGGAUCUCUUGCAGAAGUAUGAGUUGAAGGUGAAAGGUAUUGCCCGGGGACGGGACAUUUCGAGGAUUGCGUUGAAGAAGAAGGACGACCAGAUUAAAGCGCUGAAUGAGCGAAUCUCUAUGCUGGAAAGGAGGUAG